Molecule: messenger RNA, 3969 nt
Organism: Cavenderia fasciculata
Lineage: Eukaryota; Evosea; Eumycetozoa; Acytosteliales; Cavenderiaceae
Gene: fhkD
Product: putative protein serine/threonine kinase
Exons: 7
Coding region: 1-3969 (1322 amino acids)
Biological process (GO): mitotic DNA damage checkpoint signaling; protein phosphorylation
Cellular component (GO): cytoplasm; nucleus
Molecular function (GO): protein binding; protein serine/threonine kinase activity; ATP binding
Source: RefSeq, a predicted model, not a curated record
AUGGGAGAUCAAGAAGUAUCUUGUACUCAAUCAACACAACCGUCUGAUGAGCUAGUCCCUCCUCCAUCUGACCAACCACAACCAUCAUCAGUGGUAUGGGGGAGAUUAGUCAGCUGUCACCCAGACUCAAAGCACAUUGAUCUCAUUGACAAGGAAAUCUUCUUUGGUAGAAACUUUAAAAAGUGUGCUGUCGUCAUGGAAGACCCUACUGUUAGUGGCAUUCAUUGCAAGAUGGAAAGAAAAGGUAAUAGUCUCUCAUCGUCGUCGUCGUCAUCAUCUAGUGGAGGGUCGGUUUGGAUCACCGACUAUAGUACCAAUGGAACAUUCAUCAAAGGUAACCUAUUGGGUAAAGAUAAAUCAACGGUUCUACAAAAUGGUGAUAUGGUCUCUUUUACAUCGAGCAAGAUCAAUAGUACUCUUUCAUUUAUAUUUCAAGAUUUACUUUUAUCUGAUUCCGAUGGUGAUGAUGGUGAAAUCAAAAAGUUUUAUAUUAUACAUGGUAUAUUGGGAACAGGAAACUUUAGUGUUGUAAAGAAAUGUACAAAGAGGGAUACGGGAGAAAACUUUGCAGUAAAGAUUAUAGACAAGAAAAAGUAUUGGCAUUUAUCGAGUUCUCGAAAUCAGACAGAGAGUGAAAUCAAUAUAUUAAAGCAAAUCAAACACCCAAACAUCAUCUCUAUCUUUGAGAUAUUUGAUACGGAGCGAUACUUGUACAUUGUGCUAGAGUUGGCAACCGGUGGAGAACUAUUUGACAAGAUCAAGCAAAAGGGAAGAUUUCAAGAACCUGAGGCAAAGGACGUGUUUAAACAGAUACUCAGUGCAGUAUCUUAUUUGCAUCAGUUGAAUAUAUCACACAGAGAUCUCAAGCCCGAAAAUAUACUCUAUGGUUCAUCACCCAAUAGCGGAGAGCCAAUCAUUAAGAUUACCGAUUUUGGUCUCGCCAAAAUCAUCGGCGAAAAGGAAAUGGCCACGACAUUGUGCGGAACGCCUCUCUAUGUGGCACCAGAGAUUAUUAAAAAUUGUUUAAUGGGUAAUAUGCCUGGAUCAGGUGAUAAAAAGGAAAAGAUGGGUUAUGGAAAAGAAGUAGAUGUUUGGUCUUUGGGUUGUAUACUUUAUAUUUUAUUGUCUGGUAGACCACCAUUUGAUGUAGAUAAAACAAAUAGCUUUCAACAGAUUAGUAAGGGUAUUUUUAAUUUUGAUAAUCAUGUUUGGUCAACAGUGACCGAUCAAGCAAAAGAUUUAAUUACAAGAUUAUUAAAUGUCGAUCCUACAAAACGUAUUCUAGUUAAAGAAGCUUUAAAUCAUAAUUGGUUUAGUAAUGAAUUGUACAGAAACUCAACAACACUAAACGCAUCACCACAAAAAUUACAUCAUCAAGUUAUUCAUCUUCCUUUAAUUAAAUCACACAACUCUGCAAUUUCACUUGGUUUAAAUAUUGCUACAACACUCAAAAAAGAUGAUGAAAAAGAAAAAGAAAAAGAAAAGAAAAAUGAUAAACAAAAAGAAACAACCACUACUAAUAAUAAUUCAAAAAUCUACAACAACAACAAAAAUAACAAAGAUGUAAUAUCAAAAACAAACAAUCAUCAAUCAAAGGAUAAAGAAAAGGAAACCAUUUCAGUUGACAGUGAUGAUGAAGAAGACAAAAAAAGAAAUAUUCAACAAAUCCAAUCAAAUAACAAAGCAUCUUCAGCUGAUGAUCAAGAGACUCAUCAAGACAAUAACCCACAAGUUAAUGGUAUUCAUAAAUGGAGUGACAUCAAACAAUCACCCAUACUAGCAGUAUACUUUGGUUACCUCGAUAUCUUUAAACAAGUUGUAAUAGACUUUGAGAAAGAAUACUCUCAUUAUAAAUGGUUUCAACAUAGUCAAUCAAACUUUAACAACUAUAAUAAUAAUAAUAAUAAUAAUAAUAAUAAUAAUAAUAAUAAUAAUAAUAAUAACAAAAAGAAUAAUAAGAAGAAUAAUAAUUAUAAUAAGAAUAAGAAUAAUCAAACAUUUAUACCACAUUUAGAACAAAUCAUUCAACAAGCAUGUGUAUCAAAUCGAUUAGAAAUACUCAAAUUUAUAUAUAAUAGAUAUAAUCAUUUGAAAGAGAUUGUAUAUUUUAUAGAAUACUAUUCUAUUAAAAGUGAUAGAUAUCAAAUAUUUAAAUACUUUUAUGAAGAGGUAUUUUCAAAGACACCGAUCUUUAGAUCAACCUCUAGGUUGUUACGAGAAUCUAGCAACUUUGAAUUGGUAUCACUUUGUUUUAAAAGUGAUCAACUUCAACAAGAAUCAAACACCAUCCCGUUCUAUACCAACUAUAUAGAUGAGAAAUAUUUCUCAGACUUUGUAACAUACUACCGAUUCAAAAUAGAAGAAUUUAAAAAGUUGCCAGUUGACUCGGCAAUUGAAUGUGACAUAGAUUGGCUUGGACAUUGUGUCAAAUUAGAGGACAUGGAUACAAUCAAAUUCUUGGUUGAUAAUGACCAUCGACUCGACUUUGGUAAACACACUAAAAGCUCAAAUGUAAUUGAUCUUCUUUUGGAACCUGCUCUUGAUCAAGGAGCUAUUAAAGUUUUAGAGUAUCUCACUCCAUUUUGUCAAGACAUUGUAUCAUUUUCAGUAUCAGUUGAAGGAAUGAUUAAUCAUUUAGAUUCACUAAAAUUUAUUUUAAAAAAGGCGAACAAGUCUCAAUUGGAAAUAGAUUUUACAAAUGAUGCAUUGGUGUGGCACGCAAUUGAAAAGAGUGAUUUGGAGAUUGUAAAGUUUAUCUAUUCUUGUCGUCAAGAUUUUUUCAAACCACGUAAUUGUUUCUAUUAUUUGGAAAAUCAUCUCUCGAAAAGACCAUCACUUAUGACUCGAGACAGUUACGAUUUGAUUUACUUUUUAAUUCCACUUGCCAAAGAGAAAUUAAAAGAUAUUGUAAAGUCGGCGGUUCAAGACGGUCAUUUGGAAAUUGUCAAAUGGAUUGAAGACAAUAUAGCCGGUGACAAGGGUUACAAUAUAGAUGAUGCAUUUCUGGCAAAAGAGAAUCGAUUUGAAUUGAUCAAAUAUAUUCAUAGUCAUCCAAAAUAUGAACCUCAGGUUCUAUUGGCUUCCUUUACUCCUAAAUUGACAAGAGAAGAAUUGGAAUAUCUUAUUGAAAUGGUCAAGGUACCAGUAUCGAAUAGGUUCAUAACUGCUGCCAUUCAUACUGGCGAUAUUGAUACUUUGGAAUACGUCCUAUCACAUGCCAAAAAGGAUGUUAAUAACAAAAAAAGAAAGAACCCUGAGGAUAACAAGGACGGCAUUCGAUUACCAAGAGAUUAUAUAAAGAAUAACUUGCUUGGUGUGAUGGGGUAUUUACAAACACAUACAAAAGCAAAGGAAAUGGUUAUAUACUUGUACAACAAAUAUAAAGAUGAAACACCAAUGACAAUGGGACUGUCACUCAUGUCCCCUAUCAGUCAUUUAGAAAAAAGAUAUUUUCAAGAUUUGUUCAAGUCUGGUGGUAUCACCCAAGUCUAUCAAUUCUCAAAUUACUUGCCCUCGGUUGAAAGUCUAAUCAUUUUGGAUGAGAUUGGUCAAUUGAAUAACUAUCCCAAUAGUUUGGAUGUGGAAUCUAGUCACUCUGGAGAAAUGGGGUUCAUGGACUGCCUCAGAUUCAUUAGUUUCAAUCAUGCCAACAAAUCAAAAUUGGAUUCUCUAUCUUUUAUCAAAACAGCCGAAAAACGAUGGACCAACCCUUCUCUUUUUGCCGAAUUUCUAUUGGAUACAUACAACCAACCGAUUCAAGAGAAAUCUAUUCUCGAAAAUAUAGAAUCAGUUCUUGGAAUGUACAAUGGAACAAGUUUACCUCCAAGUUUUAUUAACCUCAUUCAAAAGCAUUUUAAUCAACAUCCAAAAAUUAAAAAUAUAAUUUUAGAAACUCUAAACAUAGAAUCAUCAUCAUCAGAUGAUGAUGGUAGUGAUGAUAGUAAUGAUGAUUCCGAUAAUUCAAGCUAA